Messenger RNA from Mesitornis unicolor (brown roatelo), 876 nucleotides. Its product is annotated as cAMP-dependent protein kinase type I-alpha regulatory subunit-like. NCBI's taxonomy places the organism in Eukaryota, Metazoa, Chordata, Aves, Mesitornithiformes, Mesitornithidae. The transcript is spliced from 6 exons. The annotation marks the transcript as partial. The record is from RefSeq and is a predicted model, not a curated record.
AUUCUAAACAUCAAAGUUCUGUGAAAUACGGAUUUUUGCAUAGCUUUGCUCUCUUUUUAGCAUAUAUUAUUUUUUUUUCUUUUUUAGGUGAUGAAGGCGAUAACUUCUAUGUUGUUGAUCAAGGAGAAAUGGAUGUUUAUGUGAACAACGAGUGGGCGACCAGCGUUGGCGAGGGUGGAAGCUUUGGAGAACUUGCCCUUAUAUAUGGAACUCCCCGCGCUGCAACCGUCAAAGCGAAGACGAACGUGAAGUUGUGGGGCAUUGACAGAGAUAGCUAUCGAAGGAUCCUGAUGGGGAGUACUUUGAGAAAGAGAAAGAUGUAUGAGGAAUUCCUUAGUAAAGUAUCUAUAUUGGAAUCUCUGGACAAGUGGGAGCGUCUCACUGUAGCUGAUGCGUUGGAACCGGUACAGUUUGAGGAUGGACAAAAGAUUGUGGUCCAGGGAGAGCCAGGAGAUGAGUUCUUCAUUAUCUUGGAGGGCACAGCCGCAGUGUUACAGCGUCGAUCAGAAAAUGAAGAAUUUGUUGAAGUGGGCAGACUGGCACCUUCUGACUAUUUUGGUGAAAUAGCUCUGUUGAUGAACCGUCCCCGUGCUGCCACAGUUGUUGCUCGUGGCCUGUUGAAAUGUGUAAAGCUUGACCGACCCCGAUUUGAACGUGUCCUGGGUCCGUGCUCGGAUAUUCUCAAGCGAAACAUCCAGCAGUACAACAGUUUUGUAUCGCUGUCUGUCUGAAACCUUCCUCCGUAUCCGAACGUGCUUCACGAAUGCAGACUGCUUUAUUACCCUUGUGCAGAGCCACAUUGCCACCGGCAUUUGCAGCUUCCUGUCUGUUUAAAAAAAAAAACAAAAAAAAAGGAAAAAAAUUUUAAAAAAAAAA